GUUAUUCCAGAGGAUCUACAGAACGUAAGAUGUUGCCACAAACUACCUCAUGGAUUAUUCUCAUUCACUCACUAGCUGCAUGGUUGCGUAUUGGAACAGGAUGUCUACAGACUGUUGAAAAGCUUUGAAGAACCUCAUUUGUUGAAAAGCUUUGAAGAACCUCAUUAACACGGGAUGACCUAGGAGUGACUCUUAAGUCUGCAACAAGACACUGAUUCAUUAGUGAAUGUGGCAGUCUUGGUUCUGAAUGCUGCAGAGAACAGCACAUAGAGCAUCUCCUUUAUUUCUGAAGCAUUCACUUGACCUUCCAUCAGUAAAAUUGACUUUUCUAAUCUGUUCCUGGAGAUAUUAAUGGAAUACAAUCAUGUCCACUCAAGACGAGAGGCAGGUCAAUAGUGAAUAUGCUGUGUCCUUGUUGGAACAGUUAAAACUCUUUUAUGAACAGCAGCUGUUUACUGACAUAGUGUUAAUUGUUGAGGGCACUGAAUUCCCUUGUCAUAAGAUGGUUCUUGCAACAUGUAGCUCUUAUUUCAGGGCCAUGUUCAUGAGUGGACUAAGUGAAAGCAAACAGACACAUGUACAUCUGAGGAACGUGGAUGCAGCCACCUUACAAAUAAUAAUAACUUACGCAUACACGGGUAACUUGGCAAUAAGUGAUAGCACUGUUGAACAGCUUUAUGAAACUGCUUGCUUUUUGCAGGUAGAAGAUGUGUUACAACGUUGCCGAGAAUAUUUAAUUAAAAAAAUAAAUGCAGAGAAUUGUGUGCGCUUACUGAGUUUUGCUGAUCUCUUCAGUUGCGAAGAAUUAAAACAAAGUGCUAAAAGAAUGGUGGAGCACAAGUUCACUUCUGUGUAUCACCAGGAGGCUUUCAUGCAGUUGUCACAUGACCUACUGAUAGACAUUCUCAGUAGUGACAAUUUAAAUGUAGAAAAGGAGGAGACAGUUCGUGAAGCUGCUAUGCUUUGGCUCGAGUACAACACAGAAUCAAGAUCACAGUAUUUGUCUUCAGUUCUUAGCCAAAUUAGAAUUGAUGCACUUUCAGAAGUAACACAGAGAGCUUGGUUUCAAGGUCUGCCACCCAAUGAUAAGUCUGUGGUGGUUCAAGGUUUGUAUAAAUCCAUGCCUAAAUUUUUCAAACCAAGACUUGGGAUGACUAAAGAGGAAAUGAUGAUUUUUAUUGAAGCAUCUUCAGAAAAUCCUUGUAGUCUUUACUCUUCAGUCUGUUACAGUCCCCAAGCAGAAAAAGUUUACAAGCUCUGCAGCCCACCAGCUGAUUUGCAUAAGGUUGGAACCGUUGUAACUCCUGAUAAUGACAUCUAUAUAGCAGGGGGUCAAAUUCCCCUGAAAAACACAAAAACAAAUCACAGUAAAACAAGCAAACUUCAGACUGCCUUCAGAACUGUGAAUUGCUUUUACUGGUUUGAUGCACAGCAAAAUACCUGGUUCCCAAAGACCCCAAUGCUUUUUGUCCGUGUAAAACCAUCUUUGGUGUGCUGUGAGGGCUUUAUCUAUGCAAUUGGAGGAGAUAGUGUAGGUGGAGAACUUAAUAGGAGGACUGUAGAACGAUAUGACACUGAAAAGGAUGAGUGGACGAUGGUAAGCCCUUUGCCUUGUGCUUGGCAGUGGAGUGCAGCAGUUGUGGUUCAUGACUGCAUUUACGUCAUGACGCUGAACCUCAUGUACUGUUACUUCCCAAGGUCUGACUCAUGGGUUGAAAUGGCCAUGAGACAGACAAGCAGGUCCUUUGCUUCAGUAGCAGCUUUUGGUGAUAAAAUUUUCUAUAUUGGGGGGUUGCAUAUUGCUACAAAUUCUGGCAUAAGACUCCCCUCUGGCACUGUAGAUGGAUCUUCAAUAACUGUGGAAGUUUAUGAUGUGAAUAAAAAUGAGUGGAAAAUGGCAGCCAACAUCCCUGCUAAGAGAUACUCUGACCCUUGUGUAAGAGCUGUUGUAAUCUCAAAUUCUCUCUGCGUGUUUAUGCGAGAAACCCACUUAAAUGAGAGAGCUAAAUACGUUACCUACCAAUAUGAUCUGGAACUUGACCGGUGGUCUCUGCGGCAGCAUAUAUCUGAACGUGUACUGUGGGACUUGGGAAGAGAUUUCCGAUGCACUGUGGGGAAACUUUAUCCAUCUUGCCUUGAAGAAUCUCCAUGGAAACCACCAACUUACCUGUUUUCACCAGAUGGGACAGAUGAAUUUGAACUGGAUGGGGAAAUGGUCGCACUGCCACCUGUAUAGUUGGGAGUUUAAAGAGUGCACACCUGAUAAUGUAUUUUAUUUUCUUUGCUUAGCAAGAGUGGCUCUGAAAGGACUAAAUGAAAGUACAGAAAAGUCUAUCUUUGAUAAAUUUUAUUUUUAUGCCCUUAAUAUUUGCAUCAGUAUAAUAUAUAUAUAUAUCUCAAUGAGUCAUACAGAAAGAUAAGCUUCCAUAAUAUGAAAUAGAUUAUCCAAUAAUUGAGAAAUUUUUAUGUGUAUCAUGAGAGCGUAAGAAUCUCGAUUAUCUAACAGAUUAUUAGCUCUAUAUAUGUACAGCUCAAAAAGUUCACUUAUAGUUUCUUGUUCCUAGUGUGGUAUAUGACACU
Molecule: messenger RNA, 2580 nt
Organism: Elephantulus edwardii (Cape elephant shrew)
Lineage: Eukaryota; Metazoa; Chordata; Mammalia; Macroscelidea; Macroscelididae
Gene: KBTBD2
Product: kelch repeat and BTB (POZ) domain containing 2
Exons: 3
Coding region: 365-2236 (623 amino acids)
Molecular function (GO): protein binding
Source: RefSeq, a predicted model, not a curated record